UACUGAACGUUCCUGACAAGAUUUCACUUUAGUCUUUAUUUCUUUAUACUUCAUAUUUGGGUUGCUCAUUUACGAGGAGAAUGAUAUUGGUCGCAUUCUUUGUGCUGUGCAGCUGUUGUGUGGCUGAAACGGAAAUACAGGUUGAGUUAAAGCCGGACAGGCCGUAUCUGCAGGUGCGGUUCUCUGGCACUGCCGAACUGGAGUGCUGCUACAUUGCCGGCGGAUCAGUUGAUUACAAAUGGGUCAAAAAGCCUUCUGCCAGCAACGUCACCUCAGAUGAGAUCACCAACAGCAGCCGGGUGUCUAUCAUCUUAGAAGGGAAGGACAAGACCACGUGCUCCAUUCUCACUAUCAAACAGGCGCAAUACAAUGACUCCGGGAUAUACCGCUGUAUGCUCUACAAGGACAAGAAGACCCCUGUCUAUACACAUGGGACCUUCCUGGUGGUCUACAAGCCACUGGAGAAGACAAUAGACAUCAGUGAAAACAACAAGAACAGGAUCUUGACAGCUGAGGGGAUCUUGCUUGUCCUAUGUGUUCUCCUGCCUUCUGCCUCACUUUUCUGCCAGUCAAAGAGACUCACCGAACUUGAGAAGAGGAAGAUAAAAAGCGAAGAGGAGAAUAUAUAUCAGGGACUGAAUCUGGACGACUGCUGCCCUGCAUAUGAUCAGAUCCUGCGCACCCAGGUGACGAGCCCGUACCAGGAUGUGGACAACGUCAUAGAGGAGGAGGAUGACAUCCAACUGGAGAAACCCUGAGGGGAAAAAGCAGAGAUGGAGAAAAAUAAAGAGAUGGUGUUGGAUGAUCCCGAGAGAGAGAAAAAAGAAAGAGGUUGUUGAGAGGUUUGGAGAGCUGAGGUUUGAGACAUGUGGUGCUGGUAUUGUCUGGUGGCUCUGAAACAUUUAUUGCAUCCUUCCCCAACACACAUAUACACCUGAAUUUGGGAGGAGAGCUUUGUUUGCUAUAUAGCUUUCAUUGUAGCUUCUGGCAACAUAUCAUUCACUAUGCUUUUUUUUUUUUUUUUUUUUUUUUUUUUGGACACGUAUUUUAAAGAAACAGUUCUAUUCAUAUGUUUGCAGUUUAUGUGUUGUAUGCAUUUUUAAUGUUGCCAUUCCUCUUUAUAAAACUUGAUUUGACUCCACAACUUGCCUGUGUGCUCAGUGA
Myripristis murdjan (pinecone soldierfish) is the source of this 1164-nucleotide messenger RNA. RefSeq names its product CD79a molecule, immunoglobulin-associated alpha (gene cd79a). Gene Ontology annotation, biological process: B cell differentiation; B cell receptor signaling pathway. NCBI's taxonomy places the organism in Eukaryota, Metazoa, Chordata, Actinopteri, Holocentriformes, Holocentridae. The transcript is spliced from 5 exons. Gene Ontology annotation, cellular component: external side of plasma membrane; B cell receptor complex. Bases 81 to 758 code for a protein of 225 amino acids. The record is from RefSeq and is a predicted model, not a curated record.